CGAGUCCCAACGGAGGAGGAGAAGGAGGUGGAGAAGAGGAGGAGGAGGAUGUUGAGGUUACGCUGUUGCAUAAGGCGGUGCGGAGCGGCAGUCAGGUAAUGGUGCGAACCGUGCUGGGUUGGCUGGCAAGCGGCAACAGCAUCAACAACAACGACAGCAGCAGCGGCGGCGGCUGCGCGGAUGCCUCGGCUGUGUGGUGGGCUGCGUGUGGGCCCACUGGCAUGACGCCGCUGCACCUCUUGGCAGCGGACGCGGCGGAGACAUGCAACGUUGAAGAGGCCGGUCCAGCCGCUGCUGCAGCACUGCCGUACGGCACCUACGCAACCACGGAUGCGGAUGAGGGUGCUGAUGACGCCGAUUAUGGCGACGGUUGUGGCGGGGUUGGAGAGGAUGUAGCAGGAGGGGAUUACGCGGCUCUGUUGCGGUGGGUGCUUCGCAGCUUCCCGGCGGCGGUGGCGGUGUGGAGCGGCGCGCGGGACGCCGCCGGACGCACCCCGGCCAUGCUGUGGGAGGCGCUGGGGGGCCGGGAGGAGCAGCUGGGGGCGACGGUAGCGACGGCAGCGGUGCUGGCUAGUGGCUUGGAGGAGCAAGAGGAUGUGGAGAAGGAUGCCAGUACUACCUCCUCCGCCCACAGCCUUGCACCCUCCUCCUCAGUCCCUGUCGUAGCCAUCGCCUCUCCCAUUGAUACCCCCACUGUCAGCAUCGCCGCAGCCGCUGCCGCUGCUGUUGCUGUUGCAAAGGCAGGUGCAGCACCCUGGGACCACCAAGCCAGCAGCUCGGCUAACCCCUCGUGCAACCCCCACCACCAGCCGCAGCCCGCUCCUCGACCCCUGCCUCCCUGGCUGCAACCCAGUCUGCGCCAGCUGCUGCUGCUGUCUAUCCGCGGCUUCCCGGAUACCGACGCCGAGGACCUCUCCCAGGAGCAGCAUCAGCCACAACAGCACCAGCGGCAACAGGACUGCGCGAACAGCACCAGGCAGCAUGAGCAGCGCGGGGCCGGCCGCCUCCAUGCAGAAAGUGGAGGCGGAGCACUGCCGUACGACACCUGCUGGCGCCGCAUGUACGGCAUGCUGCGCAGCGGGCGCGAGGAGCGGCGCUAUGUGUCGUACGUGACGGCCGCCACUGCGCCCUGCACCGCCCUCUGGCUGGUGCUGAUGGUGCUGGCGCAUGCGGCCGCGUACUGCAAGAGCCUGUCCACGGGGGAGGCGCGGCAGGCUGCCAUCGGCGGCGCAGCCUACUUCCUCUCCCUGCUGCUCAUGCUGCUGCGCCCGCGCCGCUACGCGGUCUGGCGCGAGCCGCUGAUGCUGGGCUGCCUGCUGGGUCGCACCGGCUGCCGGCUGCUGAUGGUGGUGGCGCCCGGGGCCUUCCGCAUGUCGGAUGCGGUGGUGAAGUACGUGCUCACGGGGCUGGACCUGCUGCUGGACGGCUUCAUGGAGGGGGCGUUUGAGCAGGCUCGCUUCAAGUUCAUCUCAGUCGCCCGGCUGGUGGAGUGGCCCAUCACCGCCGCCUUCAUGCUGGUGCACGGGGUACGGCAGUCGUACGGCGAAGCGCUGCUGCGCAGCGCCGCAGUGAGCGGCACCGGACUCGUCAUGUCGGUGUUCAUGGACCUCAGCCUGCGGGCCGCGUACAUUCGCCAGCGUCGCCGUGCUGCUGCUGCUGGUGGUGGGGGUGCGGGUGCUGCUGGCGGGGGCAGAGCGGUGAUGGUGGCCGGUGGGGUGUCCAGCGGCGCGGACGGGUGCUUGUUGGGGAAGCACAAGUGCGAGUGAGGGGGGCUGUGUGGUGGCGGUUCGAGGCAGAGGCAGGUAUGGUCACGAGCUCACGGCGGCAGGGUUACGGAGAGGGGGCUGCUAGGAGAUGGCGAGGGGGACGAGGGAUUUGGGCGUGGGUCUGGAGGGCAUGGGAUGGAUGGAUGGGCAGAAGAGGGAUGAGGAGGCAACGGGCGGGCGACGAGAGCAUAGAAGGAAAGGUGGUGGAGGAAAUGACGCAAGGAGUAUACAAUAGUAGCAUGAAGUGAAUAACGGAGGUUAAUUAGGUGUGGUUGGAAAGCUUAGGGCUGUCCGGUCUACCGGCAGCAAGUUUAUCCGAAUGAGUUGCAGCGAAAAACGGUUGCAGCACAUGGUACGACACGCCACAACGUAUAAGGUAUUAUGGCGACCCCACGAGGCAAGUUUCUGAAUGUUAUGGCUGGAACGUACGGCUGCUCCUCAACCCUGCGCUACCUAUGAUUACCAUGCGUGUCAAGGCUUUCACAUGUCAUGACUUCAUACAACCGUGUUACCACGCGGCUGUUUCCGCAUUGGACUAAGCAAUGCAAUUUAAGCAAUGCCUGGGCAUAUAUGAGGAAAAGGGAUAGCCAUGUAUGCAGGAGCCACUUUGGAAUGGUCGGAGGGCUAGGCUAUGUGAGAGAUGCAAGGGACGCUGUCGCUGUUUUGUUGACGGUUGCUUUUUUCGAGGGCCAUGGUUAGCUUGUCUUCUUAUGUCUGUUUGAGCGUUAUGUGUGUGUAAGAGCGAGGUAUGUUAAAGCAAUGGAGCCGUUCGCGUGGGGCCUCACAUGUGUUUCGGCGGGGUGUGUGCCAUGGCGCGUGUUUUGGUGUGUAUUGCGAUGUGCGCGCAGACGCGCAGUGCGCGUGUCUUAGGAUGGUUUGAAGCCACAGUCAAGCAGUGUAUGCCGUAAAUGGAAUUAAGGAGGCUUUAAAAUGGUGUGCGAAAUUAUUUUUUUCCUAGCUUCACGUGGGGUUUGUAGGCAAAUUGGUGGAAGAGGCGCCGUUUUCCGGACUUGCCGCGUUGUGCUAAGACACUGGCGGCAUGCGGCCACUGUAAGCGGGCGUGUGUAUGGUGUGUGUUUAUUGUGAGGAGGGGCUGAUGUGCCCAAACGGUUAAAACUCAUCAGUUGGUGGCCAGGUCCAGGGCCCUCCGCCCCUGACGCCGAGGCUGUGCGUGCUUCCCCUCUUUCCACAUGCGGCCUGCUUGUUGCGUUACUGCUGGCGACGUCCGGCUUGGUAAGAUUAAUGAAACAUGAAAUGAAACGUGAAGAAAGAAGGCCUCCACCAUGUUUCGUUUGCCGGUGGCCGAGCUACGCAAGGUGCAAGGGAAGUGUGUUGGGCGCUUGGCAGCAGUAGCGGUUUAAGCGCAGGAGUAAUGUUCUAGUUGUCAGGGUCAGGGAGGUUGUGGUCUGGGGGUCUGCAGGCGGUGCGUGCAUGCCUGUAGCGCUGCCGCGUACAUAUGCCGGGGUGCCUGCACUGGACUGGAAGGAAUCCCACGGCUUUGGCACGUCGUGCACUGCUAGGGCGAUGCGGCGGCCGGAAUUAGGGCUGAGUUUAAUACUACUGGUAGUGUGGAGGGGGUUCUGUUACGCGUUGGAAGAGGUUAUAUAUGUAUGCGACUUUUAUGCAAAUGACGUGGAAUCGAUGGGCACAGCUGGUAUCGGCGGUUGCCUUUUCUUGCCGCCGUUGUAACGCUGGUGAAGCAUUCCUAAAGGGUUGUCCUCUGGAGCCUGGCGACGUGGCGAGAGCCCAGGUUGGGCUGGGAAGCUGAACGGUGAUUACCCGUAUGGUUAAGUACGGGCGGGCGGCUGGAUAGCGUAGGCUUGCUAGGAGCAGGGAGUUUGAUAACCUGGGCGACCCCAGUGCACCCAAGUACACCACCGUAGUGUGGUAUCCACGUACCGAAGACUGCAGGGGUGCAUGUCGGGGUGUUUGGUGCGUUUGUGGACCUCCUCCACCCGCGCAACGGGUACCUAGUGUUGUCUUUCUAGGGCUAAGUUUUUCCUCGUUCACCAGCUGUGCAAGCCACACGCUGUGGCUACGAUGUGGGCCGGAAGGGAGCCGUGUAGGCGGAUGCCGCUCCCUUACUGCGCUUGUAUGAGUGCUGCGAGUAUACUACGUUUUGUGGCGCUGUGGCGCAGCUGUGGUUGUUAGCUGUUGGUGUAACACGGGGAUGUGACGGGAACGCGGGAUGUGUUCGGCUGUUAGCUAGAGUAUCCGGCAACCCCACUCCUUUUGUAACAGUCUAGG
This is a messenger RNA of Astrephomene gubernaculifera, 4013 nucleotides long. The record is from the annotation of a GenBank genome assembly. NCBI's taxonomy places the organism in Eukaryota, Viridiplantae, Chlorophyta, Chlorophyceae, Chlamydomonadales, Astrephomenaceae.